AUGGGUCGCUCGCGUUCCAGAUCGAAAUCACCGAGUAGGCGGCGUCACAAGAGCAAGCACUCUCGCAAACGGUCCAAGUCACGCGAGAAGCAUUCCAACAACAAGUACUCGGACAAGCCGAAGGAGCGCAGUUCCAAGUCGAGAAAGCGGUCGCAUUCCGCGUCGUCCAGCAGUGGAUCGGAUGCAUCGGACGAUGUGCACAUUGUCAGUCACAAGAAACGCUCAUACAGGGACAGAGACCGGAAGAUGGACGAGGUAGAGAGGCUGGCCGAGAUGGAACGGCAAAGGAAAAAGAAAGAAUUAAUGAACAAAAUCUUCACCUCGAGCACGGUCGGACGUCAGCGUGAGGUGGAACAAAAGAUGGUAGAGGAGGAAGCAGCGAAGCGUAUAGAGGAGCUUGUACAGAAGCGGGUGGAAGAAGAGCUGGAGAAACGUAAAGAGGAGAUCGAGGCGGAGGUACAGAGGCGGGUCGAGGAGGCGAAACGAGCCAUGGAGCGCCAAAUGAUGGAGGAGAUGGAAUGGAGGCAGGCGAAACUACGUGAGGAGGAAAAACGAAGAGAGGAGGAAGAGCGGAAGAAGCGUGAGGAACUAGAGAGGAUUAUGGAGGAGAACAACAGAAAAAUAGAGGAGGCUCAGAAGAAACUGGCUGAGGAAAGAUUGGCCAUGGUUGAAGAGCAACGAUUAAUGGAGGAAGAGAGGCAGCGUAUGAGGAAGGAGCACGAGAAACGCGUCAAGGAAGAGCAAAAGAGGAUCCUGGGCAAGAACAACUCGAGGCCUAAGUUAUCCUUUACGUUAAAACCGGUUACGUGAGUCUGUGUAUCACUUUGUGCGAUUUCACGUGCGAUAUGUACACGAAAUCUUGUCAGCUUUCGUACUUGAUACGCGAGAACGGUCGUUCCACAAGCGCGUAGGUAUAUCAUAGACCAUGCAAAUAACGUAAGACCCAAGGCUCACCUUAAUGUAUUCAAAAACGGUUGUUGAAUUUGGAUGACGUUCGAGUCGAGCGGAAGCGUCAAAACUAAACAGCCGAUUCUCCUCCCAUUGGGGUUUCGACACAGAUGCAGACGGGAUUUCACAUUACGCGUGAUUACACUAACAUCAGAUCGAGCUAACGUAAAUUAUUGAUACGCGCGAUAGUAUGAUGGUAACAUAAUAAUAAAUCGAGAUCUAGAGUAUUCUCUUUAACUUCAUUUGACUUUAGCAUAAAAUAUCCUUUCGCCGAGCAGUUGACUCGUUCUGUCUGAUGUAAGUGUAAUCCAGCUCGUUUAGAUGUGUUCCAUAAUUUGUACAGAUGCAAUUUAUACAGUGUAGGCUCAUCAUUAUCAUCUUAAUGUAAUGGGAAAGAUCAUAAUAAUUUUAUUUCAGUGAAAUAUGUCACAUGUAACACGUUAGAUCGUCGUCAGUUGUCAAAUAAUGAUACUAGAUUUAGUUGUUCGUAUUGUUAAAUUGAAACAAUUAUUUUUCACGGAGGAUUAUUAUCUCCCUUUUUUAACAAUCUUUCUAAAAUGACAUAUAUACAUAAGUAAUCAAUUUUCGCGUCAAUAUAACUUGACAACAUGCGACCGUUUCAUCACUUCUUGUGAUAAUUUAUUUGACGCGCAGUCAUUUUUAGAAUGUGUAUGAUGUAUUGACAUUUUUUCAAAAUGAUAGUAUAACAUGAUUUUUCAGUAAGAAACUCAGCAAAGGGAUAAUACAGCAGAAUUUACAAAAAUACGGUGAUUUUAUACGUGAAUAAUGUAUAAAUGUGAGCGUGACAUGAUUCUACUUUAAUCAUGUAACGAUGUGUACGUAUUGUUCUGUGACGAAAGAAACACUUGCCCGUACAGAAUUGUAUAUCUAUCACAGUUGUUACUUGUAAAAAUAAACACGUUUUUAAU
Molecule: messenger RNA, 1877 nt
Organism: Ooceraea biroi (clonal raider ant)
Lineage: Eukaryota; Metazoa; Arthropoda; Insecta; Hymenoptera; Formicidae
Gene: Arglu1
Product: Arginine and glutamate rich 1
Cellular component (GO): mitochondrion; nucleoplasm
Molecular function (GO): cadherin binding
Source: RefSeq, a predicted model, not a curated record